GAUCAUUUGCAAGACGUACACCACUGCACCCUCCAUUGACUAAUCAAGGAUAGCAGCAUUCUUUUCCAACCCAAAAUUCAUUCAUGAAAAUUGCCAAUUUUUAUUAUUAUAAAUCCAACUCAAACACCCCAAAUAAUGACAGAAAUAUUCCAAUCUCUCCGUCUCUCUCUCAUGUUCUGUGGGCUAGUACUGCAUUUACUUUGAAUAAUUUUUGGCUUUCUUUUCAUUAAUUUCUUCACUCGCUGAUUUCUCUGUUUCUGACACCAAACCAAACCUCUCUUCAAAUCAAAGAUUUCUUAUUUGUUGGUUCCUUUGAAACUUCACUCUUUCAUUUUCCAACUGUUGGUUUGCUUUCAUGGGUUGUUAUGGAUUUUAAUUCACAGAUUUACUCUUAAGCUUACUUCAAUCAUUUUUAUCCCUAAUUUUUAUCGUCCGCUUACCUUUAAUAACUUAUUGAUAAACACUGGCAUUGUACUUGAGCUUCUUGUUCUAACACGAACUUAUUUUCUCUGUUUAAGGAUAAAUUCACUUAUCCAAUUCCAGAUUAUUUUCUUUUUUACUUCUUGUGGGUCCUCUUCAUUUCUCCUUUUGGCUUUCUAGGAAACUAUUAUUUGAUGGGUUUUGUAAGUUCUUGAUGUGUGUAAAGAUUCAAGAUGGGAUCUUUUACUUCAUUUCAAGUACUUUUGCUGAGUUUGGCACUCUUUCUGGCUUCUUGUAAUGCAUUGCCACAAAAUGAAGCUGCAGCUCUCACUUUCUUCAAGAGAGCUAUUAUGGAGGAUCCGCUUCAAAUUUUGUCAGAUUGGAACUAUCUAGAGUCCGAGCCCUGUGAAUGGUCUGGAAUUUCUUGUUCUAUGGCCAGGGAUCAUGUCAUAAGGCUUAACAUAUCUGGGCAAUCUUUGAAGGGUUUCAUUGCACCAGAACUGUACCAACUCUCUAAUUUGCAAGAAUUAAUUUUGCACGAAAAUUUGCUGAUGGGCACUAUCCCGAAGAAAAUUGGUAAGUUAAAAAACCUGAAGGUCUUGGAUUUGGGCGUCAACCGGCUAACAGGACCAAUUCCUCCUGAGAUUGGAAACUUAACCAAUCUUGUGAAAAUAAACCUACAAUCGAAUGGGUUGACAGGGAGGUUGCCUUCCGAGCUUGGCAACUUGAAGCACCUCGAGGAAAUUAGGCUGGAUAGGAAUAGGCUUCAGGGACGACUCCCAGUUGGUAAUGGCUCAGAGUUCCCUUCCAAGGUGCAUGGGAUGUAUGCUUCAAGUGGAAAUCCCACAGGUUUUUGUCUAUCGUCCCAAUUAAAAAUUGCUGAUUUUUCAUACAACUUUUUUAAUGGAAGCAUACCCAAGUGCUUGGGAUAUCUUCCUAGAUUGAGCUUCCAAGGUAAUUGCCUUCAAGACAAAGACUCCAAGCAGCGUACUACGGAACAAUGUGGUAAUUGUCCUUGUGCUCAUUUAAAGACACAUGAAUAAGGUUUCACAUAUAUAAAUUAGAGCUUUCCCCCUGAGGGAUGAAAAACCACUGAUAAAAUUUUACAUUCU
This is a messenger RNA of Olea europaea var. sylvestris, 1532 nucleotides long. RefSeq names its product probable LRR receptor-like serine/threonine-protein kinase At1g63430. The record is from RefSeq and is a predicted model, not a curated record. The transcript is spliced from 7 exons. Bases 654 to 1463 code for a protein of 269 amino acids. Lineage: Eukaryota; Viridiplantae; Streptophyta; Magnoliopsida; Lamiales; Oleaceae. Gene Ontology annotation, molecular function: protein binding.